UGUGUGUGUAUGUGCGCGCUGUGAGCCUGACUGCGUACCCGAAAACCGUGUGACGGAUGCCUUGCAUAGAGAAUAAGCUUUCUGUUUUUGGAAUUUCAAAUGUGUCCGUGUGAUAGAUUCUGUGGGAAAACUUGCAGGUGCAACUGAAAGGAGGGGAGGAAGCAGCGUGGACGCACGUGAAUCUCUCACUUCUCCAAAGCCAGGAAAUAGAAAGGAGGAACGCGUUACCAGCAAGUGCCGCAAAUUGGACUUUUCCACCAUCAGCAGCCCUCCUCUCUCUCCUCUCUCCUCUCUCCUCUCUUUCGCCAUCCCUGCUCCUCCUCUGUAGGACUCCCCACUUACUCCCAUCCAGCCUCAUUCUCUUAGUCUCCUUCACUCAUCCCAGAAUAGCCUCACACCGGAGGAGCGCUCUCUAAAUAUCAGAGGGGAGGUUUCUUUUUUUUUUUUCUUGUGGAUUUCGGGGUGACUUGGGAGCCGCUGGAGAGGAUGGAUUAAAGGGACGGUGUGCAGACACGCCAAACUGGAGCAGCACGCACGACCACGCCGGGGGGGAAGGGGGCGACGGGACUCGGUGAAUUCACGGAGCCCCCGGGACAGAGGCUGUGACUGGUCCCACCCCAAGAUGACGUCCCCCAAAAACAAAGCCAAGAAGAAACCACCCAAAGACAGCAUCACGCUGCUGCCAUGCUUUUAUUUUGUAGAGCUCCCCAUCGUCCUCUCCUCCUUGGUGUCCCUGUACUUCCUGGAGCUGACAGAUGUGUUGUCCCCGGCGAUGGUGGGCUUCCGCUGCCAUGACCGUGACCUCUCCAUGCCCUACGUGGAGACGGGUGAUGAGCUCAUCCCUUUGCUGAUGCUGCUGAGUUUGGCCUUCGCUGGUCCUGCAGCAUCUAUCAUGCUGGGGGAGGGCCUCAUGUACUGUUUGCAGUCCAAACUGAAGACGUGUCCCAAGUCGGAGAGCAGCAUCAACGCUGGAGGCUGCAGCUUCAACUCCUUCCUACGCAGAACAGUGCGCUUCGUCGGUGUUCAUGUGUUCGGUCUCCUGGCAACAGCCUUGGUGACAGAUGUCAUCCAGUUAGCGACCGGUUACCACGCCCCGUUCUUCCUCACCGUCUGCCAGCCCAAUUACACGGCCCCAGGAGUGUCAUGUGACAAUAAUGCCUACAUCACACGGGACAUCUGCAUGGGGAAAGAUCAGUAUGCCAUCAUGUCAGCGAGGAAAACAUUUCCAUCCCAGCAUGCAACGCUCUCUGGCUUCGCUGCUGUCUAUAUCUCCAUGUACUUUAACGCCAGCAUCAGCAGCACGACCAAGCUGCUGAAGCCGCUGCUGGUGUUUGCUUUCUGCAUGGCGGCGGGCCUCGCCGGGCUGACACAGAUAACUCAGCACCGCAGUCACCCAAUAGACGUCUACGUGGGAUACCUCAUAGGAGCCGGCAUCGGAGUCUACCUGGCUGUGUAUGCAGUGGGAAACUUCAAAGCAUCAGACGAAGAUGCUCCCUCUUUGCAGAGGCUGGCCCCGGCUCAGCAGAAGGACAGCCUGAGGGUGCUGAGCCAGCGGGGUCAUGACUCCCUGUACAGGAAGACUCCCAGGGUGUCUGAGAGCAGAGAGGAGCUGGGGGCCGGGCUGGGGUCUGGGGCUCGCAGUAAGGUGAGGAGGGAGAAGGCAUCCUUGGCUUCCCUUAAACGAGCGAGCGCCGAUGUGGAGCUCCUUGCGACCCGAGGUCCCAUGGGCAAGGAAACCAUGGUAACCUUCAGCAACACCUUACCCCGAGUCGCAAACGGGAACAGCCCCAUCUCCCCCUCAGAUGAGCUCCCCACCACGCAGCGUCACAUGACCUUCCACGUGCCCUUUGACCCCCAGAGGUCUCGGCAGCUGGUGUCAGAGUGGAGGCAGCGCUCGCUGGAGCUGCGCAGCCAGAGCUCACGAGACGAGGAGGAGGGGAUGGACGGGAGGGAUGGAGGAGAUGAAGGAGGAGCAGCGGCGGGAGAAGGAGAUCAGGAGAUGCCUUCGUCUCUUUAUCCCACAGUGCAAGCCAACAAGGGCACCGCCACGCCAACCGGAGCCAGGAUGGUGGUGGCGCCCCCGCUCGUUCACAUCCCAGAGGAGGCCACUCGGCCGCCUCCUGUUUCUCCGAAGAGCGCCAAGACGCGCGCCAAGUGGCUGUCGCUCACCGAGGGAGGAGGGGUGAAGGAGCCGGGGACGGGGCCCAUCGCGGUGUCGACUCCUCGUGUCCCCAACACGCAGCCCAACCAGCCGCCCAGCCAGCAGAGAGUCACUCAGGUGAUAGCCAUGUCCAAGCAGCAGGGUCAUGGAGUCACUUCCUCCACUAAGACAUCAGAAGGUGGCUCCUCCUCAGGCGGAGGGUCCAACUGCUCCGAGUCGCCCUACUACCGGAUCCCGUCUGAUCGAGACAGCUGCACCGGGAGCAACCCAGGGAGCAUUGCCGGGAGCGGAAGCAUCGUUACAAUUGACGCUCACGCCCCUCACCACCCGGUGGUGCGUGUGUCGGCCAGUAACGGCAAGCCGUGGGAGUGGAGGAACACCAUCAGCGGUAAUAUGAUGGCCGCCGACACGGCAGGGGAUAAACACCGCGUGGCGUUGCAGCGACAGGACAAUGUCAGUCACUACCGGGAUUACCGGACACUCCCCGUGAAAACGGACUCGCUCUGCUCCUCCUCAGCCAGCGGCAGCGCCGAAGGAGGACAGGAGCUGCCUCCCCCGCCUCUCCCCACCUCCUCCUCCCCCCUGCCUCCACCUCCCCAGCUGUUGUCAUCCCCUCUACCCCCACCGCCUCCUCACUCUUCUUCCUCUCCCUUGCCUCCCCCUCCACACCCAAGCACCUCUCCAUUGCCUCCAAACCUCCCUCACCCUGCCUCCUCCCACAUGCCUCCCCCUCCUCACCUGUCCUCUCAGAUGUCCCCACCACCCCUCCCAGUGUCCUCUCACAUGCCCCCACCUCCUCACCCGUCCCACUCCCACAUGCCCCCACCUCCUCACCCAUCCUCCUGUCAAAUGCCCCCACCUCCACAUUCCUCCUCUUCCCCUAUGCCACCUCCACCUCACCCCUCAUCCUCCAUGCCUCCACCUCCUCACCCGUCCUGCUCCAGCAUGCUCCCCCCUCCUCCCCAUCCCGACUUGCUGAUGGACAGCCACAGCCAGGCGCUGUCCCGCUCCUCCACCCUGCCUCGUCGGCCCUCUGUCUCCGCCCGCAGCCACGCCGAGCAGGAGCACUACUACAAGGCCAUGCAAAACGAGAGGAUGUUAUAGUAAAGACAUCAUUGUCAUGUCAAUGAUUGUGCUUCAGAGGACUCAGCUGAAAGAGACAGCGAAACAAAAUAGAUUGUGGCAGGUGAAUAGAGAUUUAUGACUUUAGAAAAAUGACAAAAAGGUUUCGAGACUCUGAUACCAGAGCAGACGCUUUGGUCAGAACGCUGCAAAGGAAGAGGCAGCAGCAGGAGUGGAGGAGCACGGGGAGGUCUGGCAGCUCACACGCACUCAGCGGGGAAUCUCGUUUUCUCCUGCUCACACGUACUGCCCACAGCGCCGGCUCAGCGACACUGACUGGGAAAAGAACAGACAAGAGAAGAAAGGGGAGUCAAAGAGAGAGCAGGGUGCAGAAUUAAAAAACCCGAGAUUCAGCACGCACAUCCUCCGUGUUCCUUUAAAGCACAUUCAGCGAAGGAGUGGGAGAGGCUGCAGCUGAAAGAGAGAUAUCACAAUGAACGGUCUGGGAUUUGCUAAAUCAAGUUUCCCUUGAGAGGAGGGAUAAGACUGAGAAAACAAAACAACUACAGGCAAUACUUGCUCUCCUUAAACUAGCGCAGCUGUUUGAGGUUGCCAGCUAUUACACACAGAGAAUUUGCCGUCGUAACCAGCUGAAAAACUUGUGCUUUAAAGUGCCCAAAAGCUCUGAGUAAAGAAAAGAAUGCAGUAAUGUUAAGUUCAACCACAGGUUCAAGAGUAUUAGCCACAACUCACAAAAGCAUGAGAGUGUUUUUGCCCCUCUGAAUACACAAACCAAAAUGGGGAAUUUUAUGUUUGACACCAAGCAAAUCUGUCAGUAUCCACCAGAGAGAGCCGGCUUAGGAAGCGCUGCCUCUGGUUGGGGUGUGAGAAGGAGGAGGAGGAGGGCUGGGCAUAAGGAGGAUCACGCACAGUUGGGUACCCCAAUACAGACGUCACCGAAUGGAUUACUGCUGUAAACAUGAGAGGCGGUGGAAUGGAAAGAGAAUUGUUCCUUAAGUGAAGAGGGUGGUUGGGCCGCGCGGCGCAGCGAGCUCGGCAGCCAGUCUGUCUUUGCUGUGUGCAAAACCUGCCACAGUGCCUGAAGCAGCACUAAGGAGAUUAACGUUUGUUUAUCAAACCAUGCUAGCGCACUCUUCCCUCCGCAGCCCUUUGCAUUUGGCCCUCUGGCAAAUCACAAUGGUGACGGCACUGUUAAUGGAAAGCUGCCCAGCCAGGAGUGCGGCAUCACCACCAACAUGCACACUGGCUCAAACAGGUGCUGGUGGGAUGCAGCUUACAGGCUUGUGUUGCUAGCCGUGUCUGUACCUGUUAGCAUUUCAGAGGUUUUGGUAUCACUUUCUAACUGUGCAAUAUUUUAUCAAUGAUCAUUUAUCGAUUUUUCUUUAUAGAUCAGUAUUAAGACAUUCUUAAGAGCAACUUUUGGGUUGUCAGGAUGUAAAUCUUGGAACCUUUCGGCUAUCGGCCUGAUGACAAUUUAGCCUCUGGGGGCAAUGGCCAAUAUUUAAGGGGUUGUGGCGUAGCUAGCGUGUAUCCAGACCAAGACUUUACCCUUCCAUACAUCGGUCAUUGUUAACAGUCCGAUUAGCUACUUGAGAUGCAAGAAUGGAGUUGGUCCAGAUCCAGAUGACGUUACAGCUAAUCUUUAUAAACAGAUAUCUACACAUUAAUGCAGAUAAAUUAAAACAAUAAAAGCUAAUAAAAAAAGCCAGACAAUAGCCACUGGGUUCCAAAUGUUAAUGUCAUGAAAUGUAAAUGGUUAACCGCUAACGAAAUAUUUUAAGGUUACGCAUGUCAGUUCAUUUUACUGCCCUUCAGUUUACUGCAAUGUGCAUCACCCGGCUCCGGUGGGAGCUAGCUAGCAACAGUAAUUCAGAGUUUUCCGCCAGUCCUGACCCAACAGCGUUGCAGUAAAAAUGUGCCUACCCCUUGGUCUCCUCUCAGGUCGCACCGGUGAGUAAGUGGCUAAAUUUUUUGCUGUAAAACCCCUUUCUAUGCAAUCCCUGUUAGCACUGUUAGCAGUGUCAGCAAGGCUAGUAGUGCUAACAAUGCUAAAGGGCAUUGUGGCUCAAAACAAAGCACGCACAUGGGCGGGAGACCAGAGGAUGGCCACCAUGUUGUUUCCAUCAGCCUAUUUAGAUGCACAUCUAGAAGUAUCACAUUGGAAAAUCAUGAUGAAAACGCCAAAAUUCGAAUUAAAAUCCCCUGAUUCGCACAAACUAAAAUACGCUCGCUUUAGCCGGGUUUUGGUUGAUUCAAAAAAAUGUUGAUUCGCAAAACGGGGGUGGAAACAGUUAUGUUCGAAUUAAGUCUGACGUAGCGCACCUCUCUCCAUGGUGAUAUCCACACUCCGGGUCAGGAAGGCGGUAAUGCAUUUACAAGCUGGUUGCCAACCGCCAGAAAACAUAGAAGAAGAAGAAUGCAAGACUUGUUUUGUUUCCGGUUCUGCGGAAAACUCGCGAGUUCAUAGUUUUCACCAAAGUCCGUACAUUUAAUGGAAACACACAGGAUUCGUAUUUCUUUUAAUGCGCAUUUCCCAAUGAUUCGAAUCACUUUUGGAUGGAAACAUAGCUAGUAACCGCGAAAUGAGCGGCGCAGCUAGCAAGCUUCCAAUGGACUCGGGUGGUGCUCAAUGCAGAGCAGCCAAGGCUAACACUAUGUUUCUGCAUGUUAGCCCCAAGACAUUUACAUCACAAAAUAUUAAAAUUUCACCAACUCUAAAUGGAUAACAGUUGGUGCUUUGAAAUGAGAAGCUAAAGCUCACUGAGUCAGUGAAGCACCAUGCGUUUUUCUUAAAAAUUAACCAGUUAGUAUUAAAAAUAUUAAGAUGUACAAUUUACAACAACAACAACAAAUUACAAAUGAAUACAUGAAGCCUUAAGAGUCUUUGCAAAUUAGAGUCCUUUUCAGAUGUUUUUGAAUAACGAUGUCGAUGAUUGUAGAGAUGGAGGAAGGUUGUUCCAAAGAGAUGGUCCUCUGUAUUUCAAUGAGUAUUGAUUAAGAAAAGUCCGACAAUAUAAAAGAUAAAGGUCCUUAGAGUGACUUGUGGAAUACACACAGCUACAUGACAUCAAAGCCUGCUAAAACAUGUUUGGUCAAUUCUACUCGGACUACAAACUGAAACCAGAACACCUCCAAUACCGAAAUAAAUUGUGCCCUGUUGCAUACAGAUUCUGCAUACAUAUGCAGAUAUCUGUUUAUAGAGAUUGUAAAUAUUUUUCAUCAGUGUGCAUCUUUUUCUAUAGCUGUUUAAUUUUUCAGGAAGAGCUCUGCAGGAAACCCAAGUAAUGUUUACAAUGUUUACAGCUCCAGACUUUAUUCCUCUAUCCAGCCACCCAUUAUCUACACCCGUUUAUCCAGGGUUAUGAGACAUCUAUCUACCACGGGGCUUCCCUUAUUUAAGUACGCCUUAUUAGAAAGUGAUACCAAGAUUUUUUUUGUUCCUCUGUUUACAUGAAAUAAGUUAGAUGACCGUGUGAACAGCCAACCAACACAAAAACAGGCCAGCACAAGCUUAAAAAGAUGUUGGCAAAACAGUCUCAGCUAAAGGUCAACUUGCUUGUUUGCUAUCCCGCAGCACAGAGUCCUCAUCAGCAGAUGUUGUUUCCACAGUUGUCAUGGAAAUAUGGGCAAAAUACAUUGGCUGAUGAGGACCGUGAAAAGCGGUCAAAAGGUCCAGAACAAGUGAAUAAGUGCACCUUUAGUUGAGAUUGUUUUGUCAACUGCUGAUUCAUACAGUAGGUCAAGAAAGAGUCGUCCACUUAAAGGUUAGUUCUUGACUUAAUAGGUGAAACAAUUAACCGUAGAAUUAAUCCAAUUAUUAACUGCUAAUAAUAGUAACAGUGGUUGCAGGCUUCAGAGCGACAUCAAGUUGAGAGGAAGUGCGUGUUCUUCCUGCUCUCCCCUGCCUCUUGUGUGUAUUUAUACCAUGUUGUAUAAAGUCGUUAUCUGGUACCUAUCAUUUCAUACAAGUCUUUUUCUAACUAUCAGAAGAUAUUCCGUCCAAUGACAAGUGCUUUAUUUUAGGUCGUACUUUGAUCAUAUUUUAACGAGAGAUCCAGACUCACAAACACACAGAUGAAAGAGCUGGUUUUCACCCAUGCGCCACAAGCAUCUGAAGGCUACAUGAACUGAUUUUCGUAACGUUGUGCCAGGAAGGGGCGAGUUUAAAUGGAACAAGUUGUAUUUUGUAGUGGAGCUCCCUCUGAUGAGGAGCUGGUAGAAUAAUGUUGCUCGUCGGUUUGUGCUGCAUGUGUGUGUGUACGAGCGUGUUUUUUUGUUUUUUUUUUAAAGACUUCUGUGCUUCAGGUCUGCGCCGUCGCCUUUGACGGACAGACGUGCUGCAUUUUUCAGUGCUGGUGAUUAUCGUACUACUUCCCCCCCCCAUUUUGACUGUAAAAAUACUUGAUAUUACCUAAUAUUAUUAAUACUAUUAUUAUUUCAGUCCUCUUUUAUGGGCUGAUGUUUUCUAUCUGUGGUGAUGUGUAACAUUAAUAACCCGAUUGAAUAAAAAAGCCAAGACUU
Molecule: messenger RNA, 7765 nt
Organism: Epinephelus moara (kelp grouper)
Lineage: Eukaryota; Metazoa; Chordata; Actinopteri; Perciformes; Serranidae
Product: phospholipid phosphatase-related protein type 3-like
Exons: 9
Coding region: 623-3265 (880 amino acids)
Biological process (GO): phospholipid metabolic process; signal transduction; phospholipid dephosphorylation
Molecular function (GO): phosphatidate phosphatase activity
Source: RefSeq, a predicted model, not a curated record